AUGGCAAUUCUUCUGCGUGCCGGGGUGGCGCCCGUCAAGCUGACACUGGCGUACGACGACAAGAUCUAUGAUCAGUACAAGUACUCACAGUACCUGCCCGUCUACGACGAGAAGACGUCAUUCGCUCCGCUGCAGCCGUUCGAGUUCAACGACCGCGGGCUCGCAUCACACAGGGAGAAGGCCGACCUCUUGCCCAAGGGCCACCCGGGCCUUCAGCUGUCGCGGCUCGACAGCAGACAAAAGGACGAGCUCGCGCUUCUGAUCGCCGAGCGGGUCGUCGUCGUCUUCCGCGACCAGGACUUCAAGGACAUCGGUGCCGAGAAGCAGAAGGAGUUCGGGCGUUCCUUUGGUCCCCUCCACAUCCACCCCGUGGGUGCCCACGUCAGGGAGAACCUCGAGUUCCACAACAUCUACCUGGGUCCGGACAACGAAUCCCGCAACCGGAGCAAGAGCAACAAGCUGUCGACCAUCGGGUACCACUCGGACGUUUCGUACGAGCACCAGCCGCCCGGCGUCACGAUCCUCACGCUGCUGUCGGUGCCCGAGACCGGUGGCGACACGGCGUGGGUGUCGCAGACGGCGGCGUAUGCGCGGCUCUCGGGACCGAUACAGACGCUCUUGGAGGGGCUGAGGGCAGAGCACAGCGGGUUUCCUCAGGCGGACAACGCGCGCCGGGAUGGAAGGUUUGUGAGGAGGGAGCCGGUCAAGUCGGAUCAUCCGAUUGCCACCGGCCAAAAGGCAUUGUUCGUCAAUCCCGGCUCCGCGAAGAAGAUCAUUGGGCUUCGAGACGAAGAUUCGGACGCGCUGCUGAAGCUGCUCUGCAAGCACAUCAACCGCGGCCAAGAUUUCCAGGUGCGCGUCAAGUGGGAAGAGGGAACGGUGGCGCUGUGGGACAACCGCGUAACGGCGCACACGGCCAUCUCGGACUACUACAACGUCCAUAACCCACAGGAGGGACUGCGGCACGGGUUCCGGAUCACAGCACUGGUGGAUAAGCCGACGGGGGUGAACGGCCUGGAAUCCACAUGGUGA
Colletotrichum navitas is the source of this 1032-nucleotide messenger RNA. RefSeq names its product TfdA family taurine catabolism dioxygenase TauD. The coding region runs from base 1 to 1032 and encodes 343 amino acids. Gene Ontology annotation, cellular component: cytoplasm. The record is from RefSeq and is a predicted model, not a curated record. Gene Ontology annotation, molecular function: 2-oxoglutarate-dependent dioxygenase activity. NCBI's taxonomy places the organism in Eukaryota, Fungi, Ascomycota, Sordariomycetes, Glomerellales, Glomerellaceae. The transcript is spliced from 7 exons.